AUGUUGGCCAUGCAGGCUCUCACAGCCUUCAGUGAAAGCUUGGGGCACGCGAUGUUCGUCUCGCACCAGUGGGCUGGUCACCAUCACCCGGACCCGAAGCAUGAGCAGUUUCGAGUUUUGCAAGAGGCCAUGAAAAAUGUCCUGUCAGGUGUUAGCAAGGUUCGACUUCCAAUCUCUGCUGAGCUGGCUUUUGGCCGUCUCCGUUGUCCUAGCGCAGGUGACUUCACGUCGAAGCCCCUCUUCGUGUGGUACGAUUACCUUUGCUGUCCUCAGGACGUCUCUUCCGUGGCGAGUCAGCACCGAAAAUGCGCGAUUCGCAGCAUCCCCACAUACGUCGCCAGAUGUGAGUACUUCAUAAUCCUGUGCCCCGUGGUGGAGCACGCGGAUGGAGGAAUGAUGCUGAACUUGGCAUCCUGGGCUGAAAGGGGAUGGUGUCGCACGGAACGACUUGCUCGGGAGCUUUCAGCUCGCAAGCAGGGCUACAGCAUCGUGAUUGAGGGUGCUAUGCAGCAAACCUUGAGCCUGGACAUUUUGAGGCUCUUAGAGGCACCAGGCAUGGGGAAGUGGUCCCGCGAGUCUGACAAGCCCAUUGUGACGAGCGCACUGACUCAGAUGAUUUGGAACAAGCUGCUCUACCUCCUGGAGCAAGGCGAUGUACAUGGCUAUCGGUUCCUCCUGAACCGGCAAGUGCCCUGCUGUUUCCGUGGCCUGGAUGCGGAGCCUCUCGAUGGCCCUGUCCCAGCUUUCAGUACCGAGAUAGACCCCUUCCGGGACGCUGCUGCUUUUCACUUGGCCAGAUUUCUGCAUCAGAACGGCUUCCGGAAGCCGUUAGAGCGCAGCUCUGGUUGGUCGCCGCUUUGCUUUGCAGCCAUGAACGGGAACAAACAGCUCGUCCGAGCACUUCUCGACCAAAAGGCGAGUCCUGACGAUCGGAUCGGAAGGUCUGAGGGGUCUCUCUUCCCGGCCCGGGAGAGUGUCCUUGCCAUGGCGGUUCGAUUCCACAACGCCGAGGUCGUGGAGGUGCUCUUGCAAGCUCGCGCCGCGGUCACGAGUAGAGACAUGAUCAAUGCUACUCCUGCACAUUGGGCGGGCUUGGCAAACAAUGCAGCUGGCCUGCGCCUUCUCUGCCAUGCACGUGCAGAUCUUCAACGAACAAGCAUGGUUGGCAUGAAUGUCUUUCAAGUUGCCUGUUCAAACGGCGCAGUGGACGCGAUGGCUGAGAUUCUGGCCCAAUUUCCCUCGACGGACUUACGACUCGGAUUGCACUAUGCGCUGCUUUUCUAUGGUGCCUACGAAGAUCCGAUUCGGUUCUUGUUGCGUGCCAAGGCAAACUUGAAUGAGCCGUUCAAUGUUCCGAUCCAACAACCAGUCUGGUGGAUGCUGCUGCACGUGGCAAGCGGGCGGCACAGGAUCAGUCCAUCAAGCUGGACUCUUCUGGCAUAUCAUCACAAAGGGGCAACCCCCUUGAUGUUUAGCCUGAUGACCGGCAACUUCGACAUUGCAGCUCUUCUUCUCUCUUCCAGGGCCUGCCCGGAUCUUGCAAACGCUCGCAAGAAGACCGCGGCGGAUCUUGCUCGAGCUGUGGAGGCACCAACACUCUUGGUUGAGGCAUUGCGAGGCCCAAUGCUUCUAGAUGAGAGUGAAGACACUCCGGACGAUUGUUUUUUCAUUUGA
Symbiodinium sp. CCMP2592 is the source of this 1674-nucleotide messenger RNA. The record is from the annotation of a GenBank genome assembly. Lineage: Eukaryota; Dinophyceae; Suessiales; Symbiodiniaceae.